Messenger RNA from Psammomys obesus (fat sand rat), 570 nucleotides. It is a transcript of the gene Tmem217, whose product is annotated as transmembrane protein 217. The record is from RefSeq and is a predicted model, not a curated record. Bases 1 to 570 code for a protein of 189 amino acids. NCBI's taxonomy places the organism in Eukaryota, Metazoa, Chordata, Mammalia, Rodentia, Muridae. The transcript has a single exon.
AUGAAGCAUCAGACCUGGUGCGGACUGACGGCCAAGAUAGGCACUGUGCUGUCAGGGGUGUUUUCUAUCAUGGCCGCCCACAUGCACAUCAUCUUCGAAAAGAAGCACCUUGGCGACGGCAACUGCAUGGAAAAGGUCCAGAUGCAGGACAUCAACGUGCUGAGCCGCUUCUUCAUCUGCUGGAGCUUCAGAAUCGUCACCUUCACGUCGUUCGUCACCAUGGUGGCCAGCUGCUUCCUCCUGUACUCGGUGUACGCCAAGAUCUACGAGGGCCUCAUGAGCUACACGGGCUGGAUAAUCACCUACGAGCUCACCAACCUGGCGGUCCAGAUCUUCACGGAUGAGUUCAGCAUAGCCCUCAUCAGAGCCAUGCGCUGGUUCGGCUUGGUGGCUCGGGCCUCCCUGCACUGCUUCUGGCUGUUCUUUGUCAUCACCUACGCACAAUUCAUUUACCAGAGCAAAAAGCAGGGCAACAUAAUCUCCUACCACAGACGCAUCUCCCUGGGAGGCGGAGACGCUCCACGGAGGAAAUCCAAGAUUGUAAACUUCAUCCACCACUACAAUGAUUGA